ACAAGAGUGACGGACCCAAAAAACCCAAAACGAGUAGCCUACAUUGUGAAAGCAGUUCAAUAUGGAAAGGAACUCACAGAAGAAGAACACAAAAAGGUCGAAGACUUAGUGGAAAAAUAUGCAGACAUUUUUGCAUGCUCACUUUCAGAAGUCCUCCCUGUACCUGGAGCCCAACAUCGAUUGAACAUACCGGAAAGCGUGACAUUCAGCCUACACAUUCGUCAGCAAGCACUUAUGCUGCCACAAACCCAAUUCUUACAUAGUAGGGUUGACAAAAUGUUAGCCAUGGGAAUAAUUGAAAAAACAUUGGCAGAACAACUCAAAUGCUGCACCACCACAGUGUUAGCACAGAAGGUGCAU
Messenger RNA from Suillus bovinus, 360 nucleotides. RefSeq lists its product as uncharacterized. The annotation marks the transcript as partial. The transcript has a single exon. Lineage: Eukaryota; Fungi; Basidiomycota; Agaricomycetes; Boletales; Suillaceae. The record is from RefSeq and is a predicted model, not a curated record.